UUAGAACUAUGAGUGUAAGUCUGCUUGGACCAUAACAUUAUGAAUAUAUUGCCUUCUUUGAUAUAUAAACUUCCUAGAAUGCAGAGAUCUGAUCACAGGAGACACAGACGGUUGACGUCAAGAAGCUCAUCAGGUCAAAGGUUACCAUUAGUUGUUCAAACACAAAGAGCAAGAAGAAGAAAUAAUCCUCUGAGGGAAAGAAAUCAGGAAGUUGUUGAUGUUGAAGCACAUUCUGAGUGUAUAGAUCUGACCAGUGAACAAAACAAUGAUGAUUUUAUUGAUUUGACAAGUCCUAUACAGAUAAGAGCUCCAGUAGCAGUGAAUGACUCACCUGUCAUUAUUGUAACAGGUAGAGAUAUGGUCACUCCACCAAGAGGAAGAACCAGACCACUAAGAUCACCUGAUAUAGAAAACGAGAUAGAACAUUUAGAUUUAGAUAUAGAAAUUUCUGAUAGACCAAGUUCUUCAGGGCUAGGUUCACCAAAUGGAGGAACAGUAAACUCUCCUGGCAUAAGAAGGAUCACAUGUCCAAUUUGCAUGGAUGAUUACAAAGAGCUGCAACAAAAUAAAGUACCGUUGAUGUCAACAGUGUGUGGACAUUUAUUUUGUAAACCAUGUAUACAGAUAUCAGUGAGAACUCAUCGUCAGUGUCCAACUUGUCGAAGAAGAUUGACAGAAAAACAAAUUCAUCCAAUUUUCUUGUAAUAUUUAACUUGUAUGACCUGAAGGUCUAAUGUCAGCUUCACUUGGAGUCUGUUGUCUGUCAUCAUUUGUAGACAGAUUCAAAUAUUUUUUGCUGGUCCAUAUGGUACCUGUUAUUUCUUUCUCUGAUAAACUAACUGAAUUAGCAUGAUGAAUAGCUGUGAGGUGAUCGUUCAGGCUCUUUAUAAAAUAUUGUACAAAACUAUGAAAAAUAUGAUGUAUUUUUGUUCCCUUACUGAUUAAUCAUUUCUAGGUGUGCGUUAAUUUGUUACUAAAAGUACAGAACAUUCAGCCUUACAUGUCAAAUCAAUUUAGAUGGGGACUAUAAAAAAAAAUUCUUCAGUCCUCAUAAUUCAUGAAUUCACAAAGCAUAGUGCUAAAAUUAAAAUAGACCCACCAUUCAUGGAAGUAGUUGUGUGAAUGCCUUAAGUUAUCAAAAAUGAAUAUUUCUAAAGGGACUUAAGCCAAUGCCUCAAUACUAUGGGUAAUAUGUAUUACUAUGGAUUCAUUAAUUUUCAUGGGUAUCAAUUUUCAUGGAUUGCUGAAAACUUGCAUAUUCGUGGCUAUUUGAUUUCAUGGUUAUGCCAAGCUCUGUAUACAAAGCCUAUUGAAAAUAUGAUAUUCGUUGAACUUUGAAUUCAUGAUUCAUCUGUAACCAGGAAAUCACGAAAAUUGAUAUCUAACGAAUAUUAAUGAAUCCAAAGUACAUUGAUGUGUCAUUUCCAUGCAACUUUCAUCUGUGAAAACUCACUCGUGGUUGAGUAUUUUAUAACAAAUGGUUGUAAUCAUGAGUAAUUGACAUUGAAAUAGAUUCUAUAUUAAGUGCUGAAAAUAGAUUUAAUUGUGCAAUAUAUAAAGCUAAACCCAUUUGCAAUGAUUAAUUUUUGGAACUUUAAAAUAUAUGCAAAGUUAUGUUUUAAAGAUUUAAUCUUGCGAAAUAAAUCCAUACAAAAAUUUCCACUUCUACGUACAGUAUGUUAGGGGAUUAUUUCAAAUACCUUCUAUUACCAGGAAUAUUUCUGAUUCACAGUUAUUUCAUCACAAGCUAAAGUGACUUUUCACUAAAUUGAACAGUGUGUAUACUAUUGGAAAGGAGUAGGUCCGGUAAGGGCUGAAUUUGUCCUCAAAUUUCAGGUUCAUCUGAUGAAAGAUUUUGGACACUUUUUGAAUGCUUUAGUGUUUACCUCAGUUUAUUCAAUUUGUUGAUGGGAAAGAUUUGAACUGCUUUAGUCUGACUGUCAACUGUCAUUUCAGACACUAAAAUUCUAGCUUAAAUAUGAAAAAUCUACCAAAUAAGCCAAAAUAUGUCACUUUUCAGAUGUUUUUUUGUCAAAAAUGAAAGUGGCCUCAUGUGUGUUCACUCUCAACCUUUAUAUAUGUUAUGUAUAUAUGAUGCUAGUAUCCCAUAUAUGUGCAUUGUAUUGUCAAAACAGCCCAUUGUUCUGUAGCAGAAGUAUUCUACUUUCAAAAAAUAGCUAAAAGUUUACAUUUUAACAAUUUUGUAAAACUCAUAUAUUUUGGGUCCAGAAAGGGGUCUUACUGGACCUACUCCUUUAUAUCUGGCCUGUGACAAAAGGCAAAAAUAGGGUGGUGCUUUUUGACAGCAUCAGCAAUAGUAAAUUUAUCUGUUUCAGUCAGUUUGAAAGAAACUGUUUGUGAGAUUAUAUUUUCUAUAAAUUUGCAUUAUAUUAGGACAUAUCAGUUUGACAACUAUGUGAAGGUCACGGGCCAGUGACUUUAAAAUAAUAAGCAAUUUUCAGUGUUUAGUUUUGUCCCCUUGUCUUGGUCCAGUGAAUUUGAAUAAAUAUGCAAAAUUACUGUCUAUCAGAUUGUCUUUUCUGAAUAUUCUGCCAACAGAAGAGACAAAUUUGUGUCAACAGUUUAUUUAUACUACAUUUUAUAUUCUGGAAGUAUAGGAACUCAUCAUAUUUUCUAGUUAAUAUUUUUUAUUGAUAAAAAAAAGUAAGAAAAACUUUUUUUGCUAUUGAACAUAACCAUGCAUUUAUAUAUAUAGAAAAAUAAUGGUAAACAUGUAUUUAUCAUUUUAUAGUGCUACUAAUUAUAGCAUAGUUGUCAAUUAAAACAAAGGUCUUCCAUAACACUAUUUUGUGAUGUUAUAAAAUCAGUUUCAAGGAAAGUGAAUUAUAUUCAAAUUAUAAUGUAAUUGUAUGUAAAGGUGUACAUGUAUAAUGGUCAUAGUAUGUUCACUUUAGUUUAGAUAAGACUUACAACUAGGAAUGUGGAGUUAUAAAUGUUUGUAAAUUUGUAUGGGGUUAUAGAUCUUUAUUAUGUAUAUAUUGCAGUGCUUACCAUAUUUUAUACUUUCAGAGAGGAAAAACUCUUGAAAAUUUGAUUUUUUUAAACUAAAAAUAACAUUGAUUUUUUACUCUUCUGAAAAGUGGAUGGCAUUGUCACACAUAUUAUAAUAUUUUUACUUCUUUGGCAUGUAAAACUGUGACUAAAAUUAACAAAAUAUUAAACAUUAUUAAAAGUAAUUGAGAGAAUUUGUUUAGAUAAUUAGUUUGUUUACAAGCACAUAAUCAAAUUAGAUAAUCAU
Molecule: messenger RNA, 3259 nt
Organism: Mytilus trossulus (common blue mussel)
Lineage: Eukaryota; Metazoa; Mollusca; Bivalvia; Mytilida; Mytilidae
Product: E3 ubiquitin-protein ligase RNF4-like
Exons: 7
Coding region: 40-705 (221 amino acids)
Biological process (GO): positive regulation of transcription by RNA polymerase II
Molecular function (GO): transcription factor binding
Source: RefSeq, a predicted model, not a curated record